CCAUGCGGUCCCAGCUGCGCAUCAGUGAGGAGCAGAGGAAGGAGGCUGAGUCGCGCCUGACGCAGUUGCAGGAGGAAUCUCGGGGCUCCCAGAGUCUCCAGCAGGAGGUUAAUCGGCUACGGGAGCGUCUCCAAGAUAUGACGGCUCAGCUUUGUACCAAUGAGGAGACACAGGCUCAGAAAGAGGCUCGGCUGCAGAAGCACCUGCUCCUCCUUCAAGAAAGCCAGGACAGAGAAAGGAGGAGCCUGGCUGCCAGCCUGGCACAGGCCGAGCAACACUCCCAGGUGCUUCAGGAAAGACUGGACCGGGCUGAGCAACAGGUGGACAGCCUAAAUAAGGGUCAGUCAUGGACCGGCCAAAUAGAGGAAGCACAACAGCAGCUUCAGCAGGAGCUAGCGCGCACUGUGUCUGCUGUACAGAGGCUGCAGGAGGAGAGAGAGCAGCUCGACUCUCGCUGUCAAGAACUACAGAGCCAGUUAGCUGAGGCAGACGGGGAGGUGAGCCGGCUGCAGAACCGCCUGAAAACAGAGGAGACACACUACUACAACCUUGAGCAUUCGUAUGAGAGAGUUUAUGAGGAGCUGCAGCUGCUCUUAGGGCAGGUACAGGGCAGGGAGGUUGAAGCACAGGACAUACGAGAGGGCUACGAGAGGCUCCUGGACAGGAAGGAGCAAGAGCUAAGUGAAGUUUUGUUGAAGAUGGAAGUCUUAGGGAAUAGCCUUGAAGAGACAGAAGUGAAACUGACUGAGGUGUUGAAAGUUUGCACCUGCGCCUCUUCUCAGCGGACGAGUGAGUCUUCAGCUCAGCACAGUGAGGGGAAACAGGAGACGACUGAGCCUCCUCUCACAGUGAAUGACAGUGGGCCUGACAGCUUAGAGUCUGUCAGUGUUGCUGAACUAAACAGCAACCAUUCCUCUGCAGAAUAUGCAAGAACGCGCUCUCGCUCGGUUGACCCGUCCUACCAGUACAUUGUGACCGCAGGAGACGACCCAGAUAGGUUUAUGUCCGUGAUCCAGUUCCUAGAGACAAAGCUUUAUGUGACAGAGGAGAAGCUGAGGGACAUUACCCAAAGCCUGGAGGAACACCAGAGUGACACAAAUGGCCAGGACCCCCACCUUUGCUCCCAGCUCACUCAGAGCCGAGCCACAGCCCAGCACCUCAGCCUGCUGCUGCACAACCAGGCCAAGAGGAGCCAACGCUUUGCCCUUGAAACAGAGAACCGCUCCAGGAUGCUGGCCGACAGGUUUCAGGCUGCGCUGAAAAUUGUAGACGCUUGCAGGGAGAGGCUUCAAGCUCUUCACAAGAACCAGGGAGAAAUCAGCUCCACUCUUGAGAUUACUGAGUUUGAAAGACAAUUAGCCACUGCUUCUGCUUGCCUCCAGCAAGGAGAGAAAGAUGCUGAAAAACAGCAGCAUGAAUCACAUUAUGCCUGCAGAACGGAGGAUAAGAUGAUCAGUGAUGAGACCCAGGCUGAGAUCAAUGUUUGUGCUAAACAGGCUAAAAUGUCAUCCGCAGUGGAUGGAAGAGGAAGUAUUGGCAGAACAUUAAUGAGGGAAGCUUUAGUAGUAGACAAAAUGGUAUCUGUCCUUCAGAAUCAACAAACCAUUGGCCAGUUGCACUUAGUAUCAGGAGAAGAUGAAGGGGAUGUGACACACAGGUACAAAAGCAUAAUCUCCCAAAGAAUAGCUUUAGAAAUGGAGAAAUGGACCCAGCCAGGGAGGGCAGAAGGGGACAGCAAUGAAUCUUUGGAAAGCACCAUUGUCAGAGUUUGUGCUGAAGCAGAGCUCAUUCAUUCUGCUCUAAGAUAUCAGCAGCAGUAUGAGCGCGUAACUCGGGGAGACCUUCGGGUAAAUGAUCAAGAAGUGGAGCGUCUGUGGCAAAGCCCUGUGAAAUGUGGUGAUAUGAGCGUUGUUUCUAGGAGGGGUCUGGCAGAUAUUAAUCCCCCAGAGCUGGCUCCUUAUGAGGAGCAAGUGCAGGUGGACGCCAGGGGUUCUGCAAAGCCACUUGACAGAGAGCAAUCUGUGACUAACAAGGUAGAGAGGCAAACAGGCUGGUUGGAGAGACUGGUGUCCCGGUUGCAAAGAAGGGCUAAAGUCUUGCGUCAGCUCUGCCAGGAAAUCUCUGACUGCAGUGAACCAGACAGUGAGAGUAAUGUGGACUGUAACUGUGUAAAUGAUUCUGCAAUAGACUUGACUUGGGCACAGGAGCAAGCCAAGCUGAUCUAUUUGUCAGACAGGCUGUGCUUGGAUUUAGAGCUGGAGUUGCAGCAAAGUAAGGCAGCGCAUGACCGACUGCAAGCCGUGUGUAAAGAGAAGGAUGCUACUUUUAUUGAUGAGCAGCAAGCUUUUAAUCACACCUUAUGUGAGCUCCAGGACGACAACAGUGUCCUCAGAGAGCAGCUGGAGCGUGCAGAGCAAAAGAUAAUAUCUGCAGAGACUGGGAACCAGCGGCUCCUAGAAGACAUACAGAAAAUUGAGGAUUAUCACGAGGCGAGGAUGCAAAAACUAGACAAGGAGUUCCAAGAGAAGAUUUGUGAAUUACAGCAGAUCCAUGAAGAGGAAAUGAAGCACUUACAUAAUUAUUAUGCCAAGUCAGCCUGCAUUCCCAAAGAUAAAGAGGCCAGAUCCUACACUGAAGCACCUCCUGCCACCUCCCCACCAGACCUGACCCUGAACUCAGACUCACAGGCAGCUGAACUGAUAAUGGAUGGACCGGUGGAUCAGGUUAAACUAUCAUCCACUGGGACAAAGAGGGGUCAAAUCAAUGAGUUGGAGGCAAAAACAAAAAAUGAACAAGGGAACCACAUGGUGGAAGGUGAUGCAGCUGCUGUGAGAGAGGCUUACCAGAGGGACUUUGAAAAAUUUAAGGCAUCUUGUGAUGAAGGUUUUACCUGUAUGGAGGAAAUGCACAGGAAGCUGGUGGGCGAUCUGCAGCAGCAACAUCAGAGGAAGGUGGCAGCACUUCUGAGGGAGAAAGACCAGCUGCUGAAGGAGGAGACCGCUGCCACAAUGACAGCGAUUGUGGCGAUGAGGAAAGCCCAUAAGGACGAGCUGGAGAGAAGCCAGCGGUCUCAACACACCAGGCGGAGCGGCGACAUCACACAGCUGCACAGCCAAUAUGAGAAGGAGAUCCAGUUGUUACAUAAGGAGCUGGAGGUCCUGUCAGUCCAACACACUCAGAAAUGCCUGGAAAACUCUCAGAUGAGCCAGGAGCUGCAAGCCGAGCGACAAGCCCUGUUACAGUACCGCAAAGAGAACCAGGAGCUCAAAAACAAACAGGAAAUAAGUCAGAGAGCGACAGAGGAGAUUCGGUCCUCGCUUAAUGGGAAACAGUGCAAUUCAACAUCUCAAGCAAAGGACCUCUAUGAGAUGGAGGUGAUUCUGCGGGUCAAGGAUGCAGAGCUGCAGCUCGUCAGACAGGAGGCCCUCUCUCUCAGGGAAGAACUGAAAACAGCUCAAAGGGACAAAAUAUAUGUCUAUAACAAGCCCAAAGGACUGUGUCCCAACAAGCAGGACAAGGCCCAACAUAACGACACCAAACUCUGUGAGGAUUUCAAGUACGCGACUUGGUCUCCCAAAGGUCCCAGCUGGGUCGGUCCCACCUCAGGGCAAGGGCAUGGGGACAUCAUCACAAACAAAAGUGAGGCUGUUUUUCUGAAGAAAACAGAGAAAUCGUCCCUCACCCGCCAGAUCAGAGGAGUGAGAUCAAAGAGCUUAAAAGAGGGCCUUUCUCUCCAAGAGAGAAUGAAGCUGUUUGAGACCGAGUUCUGAGCCGGUGAAGACGACCCUGUGGGAUUUUCUGGAUGAACAAAAACACAUCACAGCGAUACCUAAUAGUGUUUGGUCGAGGCAAUUUGCAAACAUUGUAUUUUGCUCAAAUUUGCAUUAUACUUUAAAUGUUUUUUUGGUUUGUUUUUUACUGACAACAAUAUCAUAGCAGGGCACAGACCAUUUCUUUUGUAUGAAUGUUGAUUUUGUUGCUGUAAUUUGUUGUGUCACAUUCUGCUUUGUUGGUUAUUUGUCAGAAACAAGAGUUUAGAAUUGACAACAGGAGCAGAGAGAUUGAUUUGUUUCUAGUAGGUGUGUGUGUGUGAGAGUGUGUGUGCGUGUGUGUGUGUGAGAGAGAGAGUCAAAAAAAAAAAAAAAAAAGAAUCAGAAUCAUAAAAGUGAACCACUAGAGGGCGCAAGAAACACUGACUUUUCUACAUGAGCAGCAGUUCUAAAUAACAUGCAGUGAUAAUACACAGUGUGUAGCUGAUGGCGUUUUAUGUGUAGUGUGGUGACUGUUCACAUGGUCGUACUGCAAGUUCAAAUUUGUCUUUAUUAUAUACAGACUGGAAUUUCAAAGUUUGCCAGUAAAGUGUUUCUUACCUGAAAACUGAAAUGCUGUCAGGAUUUUAUAUGAAGUUUAUUUCUCACAUGAAGUGUGUGAUGAUCCAUCGAGAGCAAGAU
Myripristis murdjan (pinecone soldierfish) is the source of this 4451-nucleotide messenger RNA. Its product is annotated as restin homolog. The record is from RefSeq and is a predicted model, not a curated record. Gene Ontology annotation, cellular component: actin cytoskeleton. Gene Ontology annotation, molecular function: actin filament binding. NCBI's taxonomy places the organism in Eukaryota, Metazoa, Chordata, Actinopteri, Holocentriformes, Holocentridae. The transcript is spliced from 9 exons. Bases 3 to 3770 code for a protein of 1255 amino acids.